GUGAGACUAUGAACUUUAACUCUACUCAUCUCAGAUACAAUUCUUUGGCCUUUGUUAGAUAUGCGUGUGAACAUUGUGAAAGGUCGUACAUGGGUAAAGGAACUGCUCUGUCAGAUGUACGGGAGAGAGCAAGUUUGGGAUCAUCAUCUGCAGACUCUUCAGUUGUUUUCUUACCGCCAGAUUUGAAAGUGCUUGUGGUGGUAACAAUAGGUGAGAAGAACUGGUGGUGAUCUAAUCCUCAAGUAUAGGUUUAUCGUCGAUUUAGUGCCUCGAAAAAAUGACGAAAGAUCGUCCACUCAGUAGUAUAGGGUUCUCGUUUCUUCUUAUCUGUCUCCAAUGCAUUACUACAAUACAAUUAGUCCAAAGCCAAGAGACGAUAAAAACAAAUCUACCUCCAGUUUAUUAUCAAGGUGUUCAAGGUAAACCUGGGGUAGAUUUUCCAAUACUGACAAAAAUUCCAAAAACUUCUUUCAGCUGUAAAGAUAUUGAAACAGGAUACUAUGCAGAUUUAGAAACGAAUUGUCAGGUCUUCCACAUCUGCGAAGAUGGAAAAAAGACAUCAUUUCUAUGCCCCAAUGGAACGAUUUUCCAACAAUCCGACCUGAUAUGUGACUGGUGGUUCAAAGUCAAUUGUACCAGUUCUCCAUUACUCUACGAAGAAAGCUCUGAACAGCUCCAAGAAGAGAUAAUCAAGAAGAAAUCAGCUCGCAGGAUAACAAACAAGGCAAGAUUUAAUUCUGGUAAUCCAAAAAAAGAUGCAACCACGCAAAAUAAGUAUCCAAUAAAUGAUCAACUUUAUGAAGAGAAAAAAAGUAAAGCACAUACCAAACCGACUUGGUCGUCUGAGAAGAACCAGCAGUGGAUAAUCAAAGAAAACAACAAUAAUUUACCUCAAGAGAAGCUCAACUUCAGAACAAUUGAGAAAUUUGUAUCGACAACUACUGAAACCAUCGAAACAACUACGAGAAAAAGAAAUGGUUAUAGAAAACUAAUUCCCGUGAGGAGGAAGAAACCAACAGCGCAACCAAAACAAACAACAGAUCAAUUCGAAACGAGACAUAGUUACACUGCUUCUUCCAAUUUGAGGAAUGGAUAUUCAACAACUGAAGCAAAUGUUAUGAUUGUCACUCCAGAAACUACCUCACCAGCUUCUACUCCCUACAGGAAGAGAUUCCCAUAUAAAAAUUCCUAUAGUUCGACUACUGAGAAAACUACAACCACUUCCACAACUACAACAACUAGAAAACCUGAGAAAGAAUCAUUUGAUCCAGAAAAAUAUGUCAAUAUAUUUGUAGGCACAAGGCAGAAAGUACUCAGAACUAACAAUCAGCGAUUGUCAAACAAUCACAAUUUCCCCAACAAUAAGGUUCAUCCAUGCAAAUCCUGCCAUAAAAAUAAAGCAGAAAAAACGAACGAUGUGAAGACAUCAUACCUCGAUAGCGAUAGCAACAUACUUUCCGAAGACUCGGAAGAAACCCAAGUUCCUCAAGAAACAGCAUCUAUAGUGGAGAACAGCCGAUAUAACAAACUCAACAGACAAAAAUCUAAAAACCCCACCGGGGUUUACGAAAACCACAAAACAGAAUACUCGGAGAUCAAAGAUCCCCAAUUCUAUAACGAAAAAUACUUCAACAACAUAGUUCCAGUGACGUCUCAAUAUGUAACAACACAGGCCUUCAAUACUGGUAAAAUUUUCGUGGGUAGCAGUGUAGGAAGUCCCAUACCUAGAAAUAAAACUACGGCGACAAACUGGAAAACUUUAAGCAUAGAUGACCACAAUAGGAAAACAUUCAAGCUCUCUGCCAUAGCUUUCAACACUGCACAAGCCUUGAAUCCCUUUCAGAACAGCAACAAUGACACCUUUACAGACUUUAAAUCGUCACUUGAUAACAGACAAGUACAAGAAAUUUCAACGGCAGCUCUCAAUACCGCAGAACCCUUCAGUUUGGUUACGAAACCUAUAAACAAUGAAACACCAAUAGAACCCUCAACAGAACCAUACGAUGUUGCAGUUCCAAACGUUGAAACUAAUGUUACAUCCAGAUUCAACCUCAAACAGAAAGAAGAGAACGAUAAAGAUGUGCUGAAAAUAUCUACGAUAUCUUUCAAUACUGCUAAAGCUUACGAGUCCUUAUUCAAGGAAGAAAUUAAACCACAAGCAGGUUCAGUAAGUACUGCUCCACCACUGGUAUCCGAAGUGACUCCAAUAUCUUUCAAUACCGCACAAUCCUAUGAGUCACUAUUUAGGGAAGAAACUAAAACUCCUCUAUCAGGUCCUGAAAGAACGGUUUCUCCAGUUAUACCUAAAGUAACACCAAUAUCAUUUAAUACUGUGCAAGCCUAUAACUCUCUAUUCAAUGAAGAAAUUGAAGCUCCUAAAUCAGAUUUUGAAAGAACGGUUUCUCCAAUUGUGCCUGAAGCAACACCAAUAUCAUUCAAUACUGCCCAAGCCUACAAUUCACUAUUCAAGGAAGAAAAUAAACCUCCUAUAUCAGGUUUUGAAAGAACGGUUUCUCCAAUUGUGACUGAAGCAACACCAGUAUCAUUCAAUACUGCCCAAGCCUACAACUUACUUAUUAAAGAAGAAAAUGAACCUUCUAUAUCAGGUUUUGAAGGAACUGUUUCUCAUCUGACAUCUGAAGCUACACCAUUAUCAUUCAGUACUGUCCAAGCCUACAACUCACUUUUCAAGGAAGACAUUAAACCUGAAACGAUAUCUAGUACAUCUCCACCUUCAACAGAUACUCCAUUCACUUCAAAUCGGCUAGAAACGCCAACUACAACAGAAGAACCAGAAGAUGAUGUUCAGUUACAUAUCAGAUUCAAUGGACCUUCUUCUGAAACUUAUCCAACGGAGACGACAACUGCAAGGGCUCCAUUGAAACCUAGACCUUUCGAGCUUCUUUCCACACAGUCCACAUCCUUAGGUUUCGAUAAUGAAAAAUUGGAAAAACCUGAAGAUUCCUUGCCUUAUCCCUUCUUCAAGAUAUCGAAGGCUAGUCCUUUCUCACUACCAGAAACCUCAACUCAAAACGAGAACGAUUUGAGGUUAACCGAUUCACCUACCACUGAACCAACAGACCUCUACAUCCAACAGGAUGACAUCCAUACUGAAGGAUCACUAGAGUCUUUCAGGCCCGGCUUGGUAGUACCUUCAUCAGUAAGUCCACAAACCUUGCACACACUAGCCACCUACUUUGAAAGUGCUCUAAGCAACAUGACCUCGGAAGAAAGGCAAAGUUUGAACGACCUUGACGAUGAAGGAAUGGAGGAGAAGCUGAAGGAUCUGUUGAGUCACAUGACAAGACAGAAAUACAACCAGUUGUUCACGCAGAUGGGAGAUCAGCCUGAAGAGGUCGUUGAGUUAACAACUGAGAAAGAAGUGGAGGAUGCUGGUGAUGCAGAGGAUCCUCAGAAGGUGAGAAAGUUGGCAAAGUUGUUCUCUCAGGCUCUAUCUGAGUACCUGCACGAUCCUGCCAACUUUAAGAACAGGCUGAUUCAAGUUAGACCAACGGAGCCUCCAAAUCAUGGUAGUGUGACCAAUACUGAAAAAGAGCUGUUAAGUUUCUCGGAAGAUGAUUCCAAGAACACCCUAGCUUCAUUGUAUAACUCCACUUGGAGCUACAAGGCUUUAAAUAAAUCUGUAAAUAUAGAAGGUGACAACAACUACUUAGGAUCAGAUGGUGAAGGUCUUUCUUCGGCUGACAGUCAAUCUUUUGUUUCGCAGUUCAACAGUUUGAACUACGAAGAUAGGAAGAAGGUGGGAGGAGACAAUUUACCCAAGAACCAUUGGACGUCUUCUCCACACGCAACUAAUCUCUGGCGUACAACCUUUGCAGUGGAUCCGUUCUCCUUGAACAAAGAUUUCCAGGUAACGGAGGCUUAUACAACAGUAGCACAAACUCCAGAGACUGAAAACUACUCCGACAUCGAGCCAUUGUCUUCAGAAGAUGAGGAAGAGAUUAAAUAUGAGCUGCGGGUGUUCCCCAAACUAUCUUCCAAUUCCUCCAAGCUCCAAGGCAUCCUGAUAGAUUUCAUGAAUGCUAGUACUACCUCGGAGGCUGACAGAUUACACCGGAUAUUGAGGAAGUUGAACACAACUGAAGAUGAGUUCUUGAAUAGGAUGAAGAAGAUCGAGGAGAAUCCGUUGACGAAAAGGCUGAUACUUCUUUUGAUUCACGAGUGUGAGGGAACUAAAAACGCGAAGGAAGAGUUGAUACCUUUUUUGAACCAGGAGAAAGAGGAUGUCCAGAGCUCGGAGACUGGUAGUAGGAAGGAUCAGGAGGAUGUAGGAGAUAAAGACCAAGAUGCUCGAGCUCUACAAUUGCUAAAUUCGUUGUAUAAUAUUGCAACAAAGUUCGGUAGAUGAUAAUAAAUAAUAGCAUAUACUCUUGAAAAAAUUUGAAGGGAUUAAACUUUUUCUUAUCCCUAAUAACAGAUUCGGAUGUUAUCUUUCUGUAGAUGCAGUUUAUUACAGGUUGCAGCAGAAACGUGGGAUGGUUUAUAAAAAACAACGACUCGUGAACUUCAGGGAAUAUAAGUUUAUGUAUAUGAAGUUACCGUCCUUUUUUUAAAUAAGAAUCUACCACUAAAUUUGUUCGACACUAAUAGAGUCAAUUGUCAAAUAAUCCUUGCAAAUAAAAGUCUUUUCGGAAAGGAAAAAUAGUAAUAAUCAACCCCAAAGAUUGUACCAAAUCUGUUAUUAUUUUCUCUGCGAUAAUCAAAUGCAGAGCAAGUUUUCUUACCUUUCGUGAUUUUAUCUGAUUUUUGUGAUUUCAUAACAUUUCAUUCUUGUCAUUGUGAAGAAAAUUGAACAGGGCUAUGUGAACAGAAUUUUGUAUAUAUUUUUCAUUACGUUUAGUUUAAGGUUAUUAUAACACUUGUAUUUAUUAUGUUGUUUCGAUAUGUAAAUGUGUAAAUGGCAGAUAUAAUAUGUAAAAUAUUUUUAUGUACAUUAAGUUCGGAAUGAAUAUUUCAAUAAAUGAUAAAUAAGUUACCAAUUUA
Messenger RNA from Harmonia axyridis, 5004 nucleotides. It is a transcript of the gene Cpap1-j, whose product is annotated as mucin-5AC-like. The transcript has 6 exons. Gene Ontology annotation, molecular function: chitin binding. The record is from RefSeq and is a predicted model, not a curated record. Gene Ontology annotation, cellular component: extracellular region. The coding region runs from base 278 to 4369 and encodes 1363 amino acids. Lineage: Eukaryota; Metazoa; Arthropoda; Insecta; Coleoptera; Coccinellidae.